CCCCGCAACGGCCGCGCCGGGGCUCUUGUUGGUAACGGCCAAGAUGGCGGAGGCGGCGCGGCCGCUCCUGCCCGACUCGGUGCUGCUGCAGGUCCUGGCGCUGCUGCCGCUGCGGGACCGGCUGCGAGCGGCCAGGGUCUGCCGGCGGUGGCAACAGCUGGCGCAGGACCGAGCGGUCUGGACACAUGUGGAUCUGAGUCCUCACCGGAUCAGCCGCCGCACCCUGUGGCACCUGGUCCGCCACCGCCUCCCCGACAGCCUGUGCACCUUGCGGAUGCGGGGCACGCCCCGCUCCCUCGGCAAGCAGCGGCUCCUCUCCCCGGCACUGCUGGCUGCCCUCCGGAAGCACUGUCCGCAGCUCCAUCGCCUGUGCCUGACCGAGACAGACCUGCGCCACGUCCCUUACGAGAGCAUCCCCUCUUCUGUCACCACACUGGAGCUGAACCUCUGCGACAUUCCCGAUGCCUGGUUCUGCGUCUCCCCUUUGGUGCCACCACCACAGGUACAACACCUCGCUAUCCACAGCAUUCCCACCUUUUCUGACCAUCAUCUUCUUGACAUUUCCUCACAGAACCACCUGAAGACACUGAGCCUUUGUGGCACCUACCGCAUCACUGAUAUGGGGAUCCAAGCAGCAGCUCCACACCUGGAAGAGCUAGAACGCCUCAUUCUCCGCCACUGCAUUAUCGGUGAUGCUGCCAUGGUAUUCAUUGGGCGCCACAUGAAGCAGCUCCGCUACCUGGAAAUCAGCAAUGCCUACUUCCUGACAAACAGGGGACUGGUUUCUAUUGCAACACUGGAGCACCUGGAGACCCUGUGCCUUGACCUUUACGAUUUGGUCUCCCUUGGUACUGUUAUUGCUUUGUUGCAAGUGCUGCCUCGCCUGAACCACCUCAAAUUAGGCGGAACUUGCUUUGAAGAUGAAGUCCUCCAUAAAAUUCAGGAGAAUUUUCCACAUUGUGCCAUAUCUCACACUGCUUGACAACCUGAAAUAUUAUCCUUCCUUACUACACUUGAAGUGCUCCUUUUUUAGAUAAAGCCUGAUUUCCUCUACAUAGUUUUGGGACAGAAUUCCCAUUGGCCUUAAAACAUUAAGUUUUUCAUGUAAAUACGUUAA
This is a messenger RNA of Empidonax traillii (willow flycatcher), 1117 nucleotides long. It is a transcript of the gene FBXL12, whose product is annotated as F-box and leucine rich repeat protein 12. The coding region runs from base 44 to 982 and encodes 312 amino acids. Gene Ontology annotation, molecular function: protein binding. Gene Ontology annotation, cellular component: SCF ubiquitin ligase complex. The transcript is spliced from 3 exons. The record is from RefSeq and is a predicted model, not a curated record. Gene Ontology annotation, biological process: SCF-dependent proteasomal ubiquitin-dependent protein catabolic process. Lineage: Eukaryota; Metazoa; Chordata; Aves; Passeriformes; Tyrannidae.